AUGUCCAUUGUGCUUCGAGUCCCUCAAACCGCAGCGAUCAGGGCACGGUUCGGCCUUCGGGCUUUCUACACGCAAGCCAGUCUGUACAACAAAUCUCAAAGACCUAGCCGGAACGAUGUCCGCGCAAGUCUACGACCUCCAAGCCCGGUGCAGAUUCGGCGCCGUGGGCCUCAUGAUCUUGACCAGCUGAGAGCUCCCGAUGAGAAAUAUGUUGCGCGCCCAGUAGAAGACCAUAGUGGCAACAUAUCUCUCUCCAAGCGGAUCAAUUAUUGGUAUCGUCUGGCAAAGUCCCAGCAAGAGUUCUAUGAAGAAGGAAUUCGCAGAGCAAAAGAGAACCAUGAAGAGGCCAAAAUCAUCAGAGCCCGACUCCAUCCCUGGUACUCUGGGGAUGCUGCGCUUUCUGGUGGUUCCAAGACACCUUCCGGAGAGGUCAUUCCAACCAUAACUAGGAAAGACUUUCAGAUCCUACGGCGCGCUCCGGACGACUAUCGCAAGCUUCCCCUUAUUAGCCUUAUCGUCAAGUUCUGCGGUGUCUUGGCCCCUCUGGUUGUGCGACUAGUACCAAUAUCAUAUCGACCAAGGGCUUGUCUCCAAAAAAGCGAUCAACUCGUCCUUCUGAGACGUUUGUCUGCCCGUUUAGACUGGGUCGAUAAAGAGAUCAUUUCUUGGAUUGAACCGUCUACCACAACGCGUCGCCGAUUCCAGGAAAUUGCGCAUGCAACAGGUCGCGAGAAAUUUCUCAACAGAUGCAUCGUACUCUGGCUUCUUGCAUACUUAGUCCGUUCACAUCCACUGUCACGGUUGAUUCCCUAUCUCCCGCUUCGCGGACGCAUCCUUCUUGUCAGAGUUUACGGUCAGCGAUCCGUUGCCCAGAACUACCAUGAAGAGAUUUUGGAAGAUACAGCUCUUGUCAUGCGUGAAGGUGGUUUCGGAAAACUAGAUCCCCGCGAUCUGGCUGACUACUGCACAAGAUUUGGGGACAUUGAUUUCGUACGCUACUGGGCUCGUCAGGCGGUGGAAAAGAAUGAACUUCCCGCUUCCUCCAUCAUGGUGAAGCAUCUUGCACCUACUCGUGAUGCCUAUGCGAAAUACUUGCUCGCUCCCGACAAGAUCACUGUGAGACGAGACCUACGAUUUUUAGUCGAUCAAGAGUGCAGGCUAUCCGACAAAAUUCCUGGGUCCUUCUUGGGCCCGAGUGUCCAGUAG
Exophiala bonariae is the source of this 1206-nucleotide messenger RNA. RefSeq lists its product as uncharacterized. The record is from RefSeq and is a predicted model, not a curated record. The transcript has a single exon. NCBI's taxonomy places the organism in Eukaryota, Fungi, Ascomycota, Eurotiomycetes, Chaetothyriales, Herpotrichiellaceae. Bases 1 to 1206 code for a protein of 401 amino acids.